UUUUUAUUAUUAUUUGGACUAUUUUUUCACCUGUUUAUCCUCCAUUGGAUCGACCAGUUAAAGAGCUCGCUCUCUUGUUUAUUCAGGAGCUCUGCAGCUGAUCACCUUUUCCUAGAUUUUCUCUGAUUGUUUUCUGCGGGUUAAUCUCCGAUUUUCUCUCUUCGACAAGAAUCUCGAGCUCAACAAGCCCAAAAUCAUCGGAAACAGUGGAGUUUGGGUAUACCUUUGAGCGAUUCUCUUGGAAAACCUAAAGCGGUUCUUCAGUACAACGUCGAGCUGAGACGAUUGAGCAUCAAUGAAGGACUUUGGGGGUUUAUGCAGUUUUUAUAGUGUUGAAGCACUUGUGAAAGCAUAGAUGUGUUAAUUGGAGUGAAAAUUGGAUGGAUCAAGAUGGAUGGUUCGAUCAUCAGCGAUAAUUUUGGGUCUAGUUUGGCGAUUUUGGGUUUGUAUGUGAAAUUUGGGUGGAUUCGAGUUCUUGAAUGAACGAAUGUAUGGAAGGAUUUUAUUUUGAGAAUGGAUGACUCAAUGAAGCCUCCAGAGUGUCAGAUUGUGUUUGAAAACUUGUUUCUUGAUGUCUCGAACUGAAAGUAUGGCUACGGAACUUAAUAGGUCGGGCUCUGGGGAAAGAGACGUUGAGCAGGCUAUUACUGCUCUUAAGAAGGGAGCAUACUUGCUCAAGUAUGGACGUAGAGGGAAACCUAAGUUCUGUCCCUUCAGACUGGCAAAUGAUGAAUCUGUUUUAAUUUGGUUCUCUGGGAAAGAGGAGAAGCACCUUAAACUAAGCCACGUGUCCAGAAUUAUACCCGGCCAGCGCACUGCAAUAUUUCAGAGGUAUCCUCGGCCUGAGAAGGAAUACCAGUCAUUUUCUCUUAUAUAUAGUGAUAGGUCGCUGGAUCUGAUUUGCAAAGAUAAAGAUGAAGCUGAGGCCUGGUUUAUUGGUCUAAAAGCAUUAAUUUCACGUAAUCAUCACCGUAAGUGGAGAACAGAAUCCAGAAGUGAUGGAGUUUCAUCUGAAGCAAACAGCCCCCGAACAUACACCCGAAGAAGUUCACCUCUGAGCUCUCCAUUCGGCAGCAGUGAUAGUUUCCAAAAGGAUGGUGGAGAUCAUCUUCGUCUUCAUAGUCCAUAUGAGAGUCCCCCCAAAAAUGGUGUGGAUAAGGCAUUUUCUGAUGUGGUAUUAUAUACUGUGCCUCCUAAGGGUUUCUUCCCCUCAGAUUCAGCUAGUGGUUCUGUGCAUUCUCUGUCAUCAGGAGGCUCAGACAGCAUGAAUGGACACAUGAAAGGGAUGGGAAUGGAUGCCAGGGUAAGUUUAUCAAGUGCAGUUAGCUCGUCAAGUCAAGGUUCUGGUCAUGUUGAUGGGGAGGCUUUAGGGGAUGUUUUUAUUUGGGGGGAAGGCACUGGAGACAGUGUUCUGGGUGGUGGCACUCAUAGAGCAGGUAGUUCUACUGGUCUUAAAAUGGAUUCAUUUGUGCCUAAAGCCUUGGAAUCUGCUGUAGUACUUGAUAUUCAGAACAUAGCCUGUGGUGGGCGGCAUUCUGCUUUAGUAACUAAGCAAGGGGAGAUUUUCUCUUGGGGGGAGGAGUCAGGUGGCAGGCUUGGUCAUGGUGUAGAUUCUGAUGUUUCACACCCCAAGUUAAUUGAUGCUCUUAGCAAUACAAACAUUGAGCUUGUAGCUUGUGGGGAGUACCACACAUGUGCUGUGACACUCUCUGGAGAUCUGUACACAUGGGGUGAUGGUACUCACAACUUUGGGCUCCUUGGACAUGGAAAUGAAGUGAGUCACUGGGUACCAAAAAAGGUCAAUGGGCCUUUGGAGGGUAUACAUGUGUCAUCCAUCUCCUGUGGACCUUGGCAUACAGCUGUUGUAACCUCUUCUGGGCAGUUGUUCACUUACGGUGAUGGAACUUUUGGAGUUCUGGGUCAUGGAGACAAGAAAAGUGUGUUAAUUCCCAGGGAAGUGGAAUCUCUCAAGGGAUUGCGCACUGUGCGAGCAGCUUGUGGUGUUUGGCACACUGCUGCAGUUAUAGAGGUCAUGGUUGGGACUUCAAGUUCCAGCAACUGUUCCUCAGGAAAGCUGUUUACAUGGGGUGAUGGAGAUAAAGGUCGACUUGGGCAUGGUGAUAAGGAAUCAAAACUUGUACCUACAUGUGUUGCAGCUCUGGUUGAACCCAAUUUCUGUCAAGUUGCCUGUGGACACAGCCUGACAGUGGCACUUACAACCUCAGGCCAUGUCUAUACAAUGGGCAGUCCAGUCUAUGGUCAACUAGGAAAUCCUCAAGCUGAUGGGAAACUUCCUACCCAUGUUGAAGGUAAACUUUUGAAGAAUUUUGUGGAGGAAAUUGCUUGUGGUGCUUAUCACGUUGCUGUCUUAACUUCCAGAACUGAAGUUUACACUUGGGGCAAGGGAACAAAUGGUAGACUGGGUCAUGGAGAUACAGAUGAUAAGAAUUCCCCAUCAUUAGUUGAAGCUUUGAAGGACAAACAAGUCAAAAGUAUUGCUUGUGGUACUAAUUUUACUGCAGCUAUCUGUCUUCAUAAAUGGGUAUCUGGUGUUGAUCAAUCAAUGUGUUCUGGUUGCCGCGUGCCAUUUAAUUUCAAAAGAAAGCGUCAUAAUUGCUAUAAUUGUGGGCUUGUUUUCUGUCACUCGUGUAGCAGUAAAAAGUCUUUUAAAGCUUCUAUGGCACCAAAUCCAAACAAACCUUAUCGUGUCUGUGAUAACUGCUUUAGUAAGCUGAGAAAAGCCCUUGAGACUGACACUUCAUCUCACCACUCUAUCAAUAGAAGAGGAAGCAUGAACCAGGAGCUUAAUGAGUUGGUUGAAAAAGAUGAAAAGUUGGAUUCAAGAUCUCAUGCACAGCUGGCAAGAUUUUCUUCAAUGGAAUCCUUCAAGCAAGUAGAUAAGUUUUCCAAGAGAAAUAAGAAACUAGAAUUUAAUAGCAGUCGUGUUUCACCUAUUCCAAAUGGAGGAUCUCAAUGGGGAGCACUUAAUAUUUCUAAAUCUUUCAAUCCAGUCUUUGGAUCAUCGAAAAAGUUCUUCUCAGCUUCUGUUCCUGGAUCAAGAAUUGUUUCCCGAGCAACAUCUCCGAUAUCAAGACGGCCAAGCCCGCCUCGUUCUACAACACCAACCCCAACACUGGCUGGACUCGCAUCGCCAAAAGUUGUGGUCGAUGAUUCUAAAAGGACAAAUGAUAGCCUGAGCCAAGAAGUUCUUCAACUAAGAGCACAGGUGGAAAGUCUCACUCGUAAAGCCCAACUUCAGGAUGUUGAGCUGGAAAGAACAGCAAAGCAGCUGAAAGAAGCCAUUGCAAUUGCAGGGGAAGAGACUGCAAAAUGCAAAGCAGCUAAGGAAGUGAUUAAAUCACUGACUGCCCAAUUGAAGGAUAUGGCUGAAAGGUUACCUUUAGGAGCAGUGCGCAACAGCAAACCACCUUCCUUUUGUUCCAGUCCUGCUUCAGUCGAUGUUUCUGCCGCAUCAAUGGACCGAAUGGGCAGUCCAUCAACUUUCCAUGAGCCGGAUACUAAUGGAGCAAACAACAUGGUGCUUUCCAAUGGAUCAGGCACCACCAAUAACCGUAAUUCCAGUCACAGCAGACUGGUCCAUUCUGAAGCAAUAUCCAGGAAUGGGAACAGAACAGAAGGUGAACCUAAUCAUGAGGCUGAAUGGGUUGAGCAAGAUGAGCCUGGUGUAUAUAUUACACUUACAUCCUUACCUGGUGGUGUCAAAGAUUUAAAGAGAGUCCGCUUCAGUCGGAAGCGGUUUAGUGAGAAACAAGCAGAACAAUGGUGGGCAGAGAACCGGGCAAGGGUGUACGAGCGGUACAAUGUGCGGAUGGUGGACAAGUCCAGUGUCAGUGUUGGGAGUGAGGACUUAGCUCAUUGACACAAACAAUCUAUCAAUCAAAUGGGUUUUUGGAGUUGGGCUUCAAUCAUCUGCAAGCUCACAUUGAUCGAUUAGAUGUUCAUUUCAUCUUAUUAAUGGUUUAAAGAAGUAAUGAUGACAUAACAAAUGGGUAGAAGAUUAGAGGUUGUUUGUGUUUUUUUUUUUUUUUUGGAAAUUUUUUCUUCUUAUCUUUUUUUUUUUUUGGUGGGCCAAAAUGUGCCUGUGUGUGGAUAGUGGAGUGGGUUGAGGUUGACAAAUGUAAAUUCUUAGUAGGUUGCGGGCUUUUAUUCUAAGCAGCCACCUUGUAAAUUCAUAAGCAAAUGCAUCUUCACAGUUUCUUGGUCAUUAGCAA
This is a messenger RNA of Macadamia integrifolia, 4232 nucleotides long. Its product is annotated as PH, RCC1 and FYVE domains-containing protein 1-like. NCBI's taxonomy places the organism in Eukaryota, Viridiplantae, Streptophyta, Magnoliopsida, Proteales, Proteaceae. Bases 572 to 3880 code for a protein of 1102 amino acids. Gene Ontology annotation, molecular function: metal ion binding. The transcript is spliced from 10 exons. The record is from RefSeq and is a predicted model, not a curated record.